AUGUCAGAGAGAAAAAGAAAUCAUUCUGAUGCUUUUAUGAGCCAUGGUUCAGCUUCAAAAAAGCCACAUAUUCUUCAAACAACAAGUUCGAGUGAGGGCGGGCAGAAUGAUCCGGACACAAACAAUAGUAACAGUAACUCAAACAUUUACCAUGUGAUAGCUAAUGUUGAUAUUUCGGAUCCAGAAUGGCUCGAGAAAUAUCAAAAAGAAGCAAUAUUUCGGGCUUUAAAAGAAUAUCAGCGGCAAGCCGAGCGUGCAUUAGAAUUUAAUCAGGAACUGGUAAAAGGAGAAGCAGAGUACAAAAAUCAGUUGGAGAGAAUUGAAGAUCUUUUGGAAUAUUUGCAAAGUCAUUUGAAACGGCUUGAUGAUGCGGGUUUCUCAUACUUACAACAAAUAUCGACUGUCAUCCGAGAUGACAAAACACUUGAAGAUGCAAAGAACAUAGUUCAGUCGUUUAUCGAGAAGAUCUUCAUUUGGUUACAUGAACAAGAUGUUUUCAUAAAAACCUUGCAAUCUGACAAAAAUGAAGAAUCGCAGAUCGUUGACUUUUUCACUCACAAAACUCGAUGCUUAAGUAAAAUUUACCAGAACGCCAUAGAAACGGUCAAUACCAUUACACGGGAGUUGGAGACAACUAAAGCAAGUCUUGAAUCAACUUCUCAACAGCUUGAAACUGCUCAGGACAAAUUGGCUCAGUUAGAAAAAAAUAUAGAUAGAUCUAAUAGUUUUACAUUAAAUCCUUAUUUACUCGAUAAAAAAAAUGAAUCUAAUGACCACUCGAGUAAUUCUUCAAGUCGACCUAUUGCGGAAAGAAUGGAAUUGUCAGAUUUAAGGGCACUAGCCGAAGCUCGAUUAAAAGAGUGUAAUGAUUCUCAGGCCGAGAAGGUUGAGUUGAGAAAAAGAAUAUAUGAGAUUCAGGAGAAGUUUAAAUACGUACCGGAGGAACGCGUUAAGGAAUCCGAGAAAUUUAAAUCGCUUGAAUUAGAACUCAAUCAACUUCGUCAAUCCUAUGAUCAUCUGCUUGCCUUGUUUGAUGAAAAAACCAGAGAAGUACAAAAUCUCACUGCUUCUCGGGAUAAAGCUGAUGAUUUAUUGAAGUCUGAAAUGAAGCGGAUGGAUCAGGAAUUUCAGGAGGUAAAGCAAGAAUAUCUUAGCGAACUGGAUCGCAUUCGUGCAAAGAGAAAUGAAUUGGUUAAGGAUGUAGAAACAUUACGUUCCAUGAUACCACAAGACUUUCGCCAAAAUUCGGCAAUUCGAAUGCUUGCCAGUGAUCGCAUGGAAUUUAUCAACAUUCUGAAGGAAGAAAUACGUAAGCUUAAUAUUAAGAUCGCAGCAUAUGACGGAAAUAAAAGUGCCAUCGAGCAGAUCCGCAAUGUUCAUCUAUCAACAAAUGAAUUGACGUUCAGAGAAUCUCAGGGCACCGAUUUAACCAAAUACAUUACCGAUAUGCUUUCCUACAAAUCGAAUAAAUUCGAACAAAGACCUCAAGACCCACCUGCAUCAGAUCUACCAAUAUCACAAAAUCCCACUGAAUUGCUUAGUCGAAUUAAAGAUCUUGAAGAUAUUAAUGAAAUUCUCAAAAAUAACGAGAAGUCACAAUCCCAUGAAAUCGAAAUAAUGUUUAAUCAGCUUGAAAAGAGGGAUGAUGCAAACCAUAAAAAGGCCUUCGAAAUCUGUUCUCAGGAUCAGAGAGUUUACACACUGAAACAAUCGCUUACCAAAUUUCAACAACGCCUUAACGCCGUGACAAUGGAAAAUGUUUCAUUAACAAAAGAAAGAAGUUCUAUGGCUGUCGUUAUCCAGAAUCAAAUUAAUGUGAUUCGACAAAAUAGUUAUUUGUUGACGAAUUACAAAUCGCAGCUGGAAAACCAUAAAAGAGAAGCCGAUAAUGCUAUUCAAGCGUUGGCCAUAUAUAAGCAAAAACUUCAGGAGUACGAACUCGAGCUCAAGAGGGAGAAGACUGCUUCCGAGAACUUGCGCAUUGAUAGAACGAAUAAAGCCAGGGAAUUCUCAGCAGAAGUAAGAAAACGAGGCGAAGAGUUAAAAACGAUGUUCAAGGAAUCUAGGCACGUCAAAGAGCAACUGGAUGGAAAAAACAAGCAAAUAGAGGAACUCAAGAGGACCCAAUCAUCCACAGUUUCUACAAAUACUUUAAGGUUACUGGAAGUAUAUGAGACAAAAUGGAAGUGUUCGACUUGUAAUACUCGAUUCAAAGAUCAUUGCCUAACCCUUUGCAUGCAUGCCUUUUGUAAAACAUGCUUGGAACGCCAAUUGGAAGGUCGCAAUCGAAAAUGCGCGAACUGUGGUCAGCAAUUUAGCAAGACGGAUAUCAGGCAAAUUUACUUUUAG
Acaulospora morrowiae is the source of this 2349-nucleotide messenger RNA. The record is from the annotation of a GenBank genome assembly. NCBI's taxonomy places the organism in Eukaryota, Fungi, Glomeromycota, Glomeromycetes, Diversisporales, Acaulosporaceae.